CCCGGCGGCGCUCCCCUCAGAGGCGAGGCGGCGGGGCGAGGGGUGCUAUGGCGCCGCCGCCGCGGGGGGCCGGGCCGCUCCGCGCCGAGCGGGGCUGGUACCUGUCCGCCCGCGAGCAGCUGGAGGAUGAGGAGGCGGCGGACGAGGACGGGGAGUCCGCCCCCCUGCUGCCGCCGGGCAGCGAUUCUCAAAGUCAUGGUUCUUCCUUUGGUUUCUCAGUAUUGAAUUUAAUGAAUGCGAUCAUAGGAAGUGGGAUACUUGGCUUAUCCUAUUCUAUGGCCAACACAGGGAUCGUGGGGUUUAGUAUCUUGCUGCUGAUUGUUGCCAGCCUUGCUUCUUAUUCUGUAUUUCUUCUGCUCAGUAUGUGCACUCAGACUGCUGUCACUUCUUAUGAAGACCUUGGCCUGUUUGCAUUCGGAUCACCUGGAAAGGUCCUUGUUGCAAUUACAAUAAUUAUCCAGAAUAUUGGAGCUAUGUCAUCUUACCUUUUAAUUGUCAAGUCUGAACUUCCUGGUGCUGUCGCAGGGUUCUUAAGUGAAGAUGAGAAUGGGUCUUGGUACCUUGAUGGAAGACUGCUGCUACUGAUUACUUCAGUCUGCAUUGUUUUUCCUCUUGCGCUUCUUCCUAAAAUUGGCUUUCUUGGCUACACAAGUAGUUUAUCAUUUUUCUUUACGGUGUACUUUGCUCUUGUGAUUAUGAUUAAAAAAUGGUCGAUCCCUUGUCCUCUAAGUAGUGCUGUAGAGACCUUACAGGUUUCAAAUUCUACUGGGGAUUGUAAAGCAAAGCUCUUUCAUCUUUCAAAAGAGAGUGCUUAUGCAAUACCAACUAUGGCCUUCUCUUUUCUCUGCCAUACCUCAGUCUUGCCCAUCUAUUGCGAGCUCCAGAGUCCAUCCAAAAGUAGAAUGCAGAAUGUAACUGUCACAGGAAUUGGUCUGAGUUUCCUUAUUUACUUUAUGUCUGCUCUGUUUGGGUACCUGACAUUUUAUGACAAAGUGGACUCUGAAUUGCUACAGGGUUACAGCAGGUACCUGCCUCACGAUACCAUCAUCAUGACUGUUAAAGUAGCCAUCCUGUUUGCUGUGCUUUUGACAGUCCCUCUAAUCCAUUUCCCAGCAAGAAAAGCUGUAUUGAUGGUGUUUUUCUCUCAUCUUCCUGUGUCGUGGAUUUGCCAUAUCCUUGUCACUUUAACACUGAAUACAAUUGUUGUGUUGUUUGCAAUGUACGUGCCAGACAUUAAAAAUGUAUUUGGAGUAGUUGGUUCAACCACAUCAACAUGUUUGCUUUUUGUUUAUCCUGGACUAUUUUAUCUUAAACUUAGCAGAGAGGACCUUUUAUCACGACAGAAACUUGGGGCAUGUGCAUUGGUUGUUUUUGGCAUUUGUGUUGGCCUUCUCAGUUUAGUUCUAAUAAUUUUCAAUUGGAUUGACCAAUAACAGCCUAUUGUUGGUGUCUGAACUGAGCUGCAGAAGGAUAAGAACCAGAGACAUGUCAGAACUACCGAGAUGAAUGCUGGAUAUCCUCAGGGAAACACUGAACAAAGCUAUCUGUGGAAGAAAUAAUGCUCUUUUUCACUGCAUUAGUGAUGUUCCCUUAAUCUUGAGUCAUUCUCUUCCGUUAUAGGACAAUUAGUCUUUGCCAUUCUAAAAAAAUAGUUUUUAAUUAUGUAAUCAUGAUGGGUAAAAAGAUCUCUUGAAUUUCUGCAAUGCAAAAAUGGUUUAGUGCACGUGGUGAACAAAAGCAGAACUUUGAAAUAACUUCUCUUUCAAAGACAAAGAGUUGGAUAGAUGCUACAUCAAUCAUGAUGUGUGUAUCUUGAUGUGUGCAUUUAGGAUAAUACACACGCUGUCCUAAACAGUGAAAGACUUCAAUUGCUUGAAUAAUUUCCAAAAUUUCAGCCAGUUCGUAUUGAGAACUUCCUGAUUCCAGAUGUUUACCCUAAUUUAUGCCAGCAUAGAUCCAGAAACCAACUGCCUUAGCCCGGUUUAAUGGGCACAUCAUGGUAAUAUUUGUUAAUUGUUUUUUGAAAUACAGUUUUUAUACUUCCAUGUACUUGAAUCAUACUGAAGUAAUUUUUAAAUUAGAAGUCUUUGCCUAUCUAGCAUAACAGCUUUUAGUAGCGUUAGGAAGUAUUUCCAUUUUGCUGUUAACAAUAGACAUUUUUCAACUAAUAUCUAUUUUUUGAUAUUAUUCAAUGCACCUCAGUAUUUCUCCCAGUGAAAGACAUCUUUUGUUUUUCUUAUUCCUAUUUUUGCAAGUGUUUCAUAUUUGAAAUAGUGUUUCUGUGUUUUAUGUACUGUUGUGUGUUAGAAGGUUUGGGUUUGAAAUGUGAAAUUCUGCUUCUGUUGAAGACAAAGGAAAUCUUAUGUUUAUGGAACCCUAAUUUUGAACCUCUAGUUAUGGAACCCUAACCUCUAUAAACCUCUAAUUUAUAGAGACCUUGGAUCUCUAUAAACUUCCAUCUACUCUUUUAUAAUAAUUUUCCUUGUCUAAAUGAAAUGUGAAUGCAACGUUCGACACCUAGCCAGGUUCUGUUAAACGUAGUAUUGAGGACCCACCACAGAAGUUCCUUGUAUUAGUAGAAAAGCAGUAAAGCAGUAGCUGAUAGCGUGGUAAGGUUUUUAAAAUUUCUUUCUAUCAGAUGGGAUCUGAUGUCUUUAAAAUAGCCCAAUCUCUUCAGAGACUUUAUGCCCUAAGGAGGGAGCUAAGCCUUCACAGAAAGGGCUUGUGUAAAGUUAAGAAAUCAGCCUCAAAUGGUAAGAUUAAGGGAGUGGGAAAGAUCUUCAGUAUUUCCAGAUGCAGUCAUUCUUUUAAGUUAUCUUAGCACUUUCACAUCUGAGAAGUGGAAUAAGACACAAGUGAAUCAUAGUGAAGUAAUACAUUUAUGCAACAUGAAAGCAGCUAGUAGGUGACAUUUAAAGAAGUUUUUCUGACCAUAAGGUGCAGAGUUAGCAAAUUAGUUGACUAUUGCUAGAGAGUUCUGCUGAGACAGUUCUGUUAACAUGUUGACUUAUGUUUCAUCUGCUGAGGUAGGCGAGGUGCCCCAUACCCUGGCAUUCUAGCUUCUUACUGGUGGUUCUGUGCUAUUAACCUUUUUAAUCAAUUAACACUGGAUUUGGAAGAUGCUGACUGAUGUGCCAACUUUAACCCAACUGCAAUUGAAUGUGCUUGAUCCUCACUUGACUAACAGGGAGGAACAGCAAAUAGCAGGUUGGAAUUGUCACCUCUGUUCCUGAGCUGACAGACUAGGAUUUCUCAUGCCAACAGAUCACUCUGUUCUCUCGGGAUCUAUAAGAUACUUCUUGGUUUUGAUAGAUGGCCUGAAGGCAUGCAGGUGGUGCAGCUUGGUACUGCUUUAGCAAUCCUUUUUGCUUGGGGAAUAUCCUACUUAGGAGUUUAAUAUAGAAAUAGACCUGCAUGGUGAGGCUGGGGAACUAACAGACAUUUUGGUAGGAUCCCAAAGAAAAGGGUCCCUGGAAAAGACUGCAGUUACUUUUAUCUAGCAGAGGUUCCAUGACACAAGAUGAGCCAUCUAAUAGUUUGUCAGUACCAGAAACAGCAUGUCCAAUCUUGGCCAGAAGUUCACAACUCCUUCUGUGGCACUGGCAGUGGCUUUUGACAAACGUGUUUUACUAACAGAAAACCAACAUGACCACAAGAUGUGAUAUGUUACCUGCCAAAAAAAAUUAAUUGAGUGAGGUCACUCAAGGGACAAGAUUGCCUUUUUCAGCGGCAGCAGCAGCCGCUGCUUUGUCCAGCAGUUUUGCUUCAGCAGGUUGAAGUGUGUGUGUGCACAUAAGGGAUGCCUCUAACUGGAGAGGUCUCUGGCCUCCUUUGAUCAAGGGAUCGAGCAGACUUUCUCAGCGUUGUGUGAAUAUUAAUGGUUGAGGCUCCCUCCCCAUCUUGCCUUUACUCUUGCAGUUCUCCCAGGUUGUUUAACUCUUGAUAACCAGAUGUAGCUGCCUUCCUGCCUGUGGCUACCCUCUAAUAAGCUGUUUUUCACAGGUUUCGUUACACUGUAGGGAUUUGGUCACUCGGUAUCUCUUGGCAGUAGUGCAAAAAGCUAAAUACAUACCUUAUAAAAAUGUACCUUGAGAAAGCGAUGACAGCUGUACAUCAGGAAGUGAUUUUCUGUCUGACUGAACCAAAACUUCUAGGAAACCCAGAGACCUUACAUUCAUGUGAAUGAACUGUAGGGUGUUUUGGGUUUUGGUUUGUUUUCUUUCCAGACACUAGAUUUUAGGAGGAAUAUUUACUAGAAAUUUUAUGGAGGUUGUUUCUCAUUUAGCAUAUGCAUAUUACUGUUGAGUAAUACUUGUAGGACAUCACUGCAGUUGCUUUAUUUUAAACUCCAACCAGCAAGACUUACAGUUUCUGUGAAGGUACAGAACGUUGGCAAAGCUUUGCUGAGUUUUUUUUCUCUUUCCUCCCUGAAAAAGGUGAGUCUUGCUGUGCACUGUGGUGCUGUGUGCGUACACAAGCAGUUGGGUUUGUGUGCAUUGUCUUAAAAAAUGUGACUAAUAAAAUACCUGAAAUAGUGUUAAUUUUACAGUUGAUUCCUGUAAUGCUACGGAAAUCACUGCAUCGUUUUUAAUCCCCGAGCAUUAUCAUAACUAACCUGGCUAUUACCUAAUUGUCGUAGUAGGUAGCCUUUGGAAUGAUGAAUACGAGUGUGUGAAGUUAAUACUUUGUGAGAAUGAAUGGAAGCAAUUCACACCUCUGCUGGAGCUCCAUUAUUACAUUUUGGCUGCGAAGCAGAAAGGAUAGUAGCACAGGGGGUUAUAGAAUGUCAUUUAUCUUUCAACUGAAAGAGUUAGAAAUAUGGCUACUUUUAAGUUUCUAACUUAAAAUAUGGAGAGAGGGAAAGGGGCAGAAAGGAAAAGAACAACAAUUUCCAGAAUAAGAAGAAGGUAUGAGUGCUUUCCACAAUGAAAAAGCAGAGGUAGGACUUUGGGUUUAUCCUUCACGUCUCCCACAGGCCGUUGUUCGCUGUGUCUGUGUAAGGGUUUCACUACAUUUGUGCACUUGUGUGCAUUUUUUGAGCACAAAAUGGCUCACUCAUAUGCCAAUAAAUAGAUUUUUAUUUACUCUUGUGUACAGGUUUGAGGUUUUUUUAAUUCAGAAUUUCCAGAUUUAUAAAUUUCAGUGGUUCUGCUUUAUUACCUGUAGUUAGCAUUUUCUAACCUUCUUUGCUGAAGACUUGACAGGGAUGAAUGAAGGGGCCUGCCGUUUUUCUGAACUCAUUGGGAAAGGUUGCCUUUCCCCAGCUGACCAAGAACAACAGAGAUGGGAAACAAAUUGGUUGCCUUUGGUUUGUUUUCUUUCUCCUAUUUCAUUCCUGGUCUAUUGAAGGCUGCUCAAAUUUCAGAUGGACUGUGGUAAGCUGGGUGGGUGUGGAGAGUGUCUUUUGUAAACAGCAUUGUAGGAACCAGUACUGCAAAACAAAAGCACUCUACACCCCUUUGUUUUGUGGCAGAUGCUCAUGUUUUAUUCCCAUGUUUCUAAGCAGUUUGUAUCUUAAUAUGUUGAUUUUCAUGGCAAUGUUUGUUUAAAAUUCUUUCUUGUGUCCCUGUAUAGUGAAAAUUGAGACACUGUGAAACUGUCUCAUCCUCUCUCUGUCCCUCCUUUCACCUUGCCCUUCAGUUUCUAUUAACACCAGUUAAUGACACUAGGCAGGAAUAUGCCAUUCCUGUACCAUUGCUUGUUUUAGACCUCCUUUCCUGAUUAAACCUAAUUUAACACUUUACCUGAAAUUGUUGGUUUACAGUUGACUUCCACAUUGAAAGUGUUAAUUGCAGUUAGUCUGCACACUGAGAAGCCUCUGGACAUGUUUACUCCUACUUCCUGAUGACUGCCGGUGGGAGAGAUUUUUAGUAUUACAAAAGUGCUGCCUUAUUUCUACAGUUCGUGGUGGUGGUUUUUGGUAUUUGUGUUUCAGUAGUGAUCAUCCAAUCACACUUCAUGUGGCAUUGGAAUUCUUGAAUUAAUAACUCUAUGUAUGUAGCAAUUGCUUGGCUCAUGUCAAACCUGUAUAUUGUACAACAGAUGUCCUCUUUCGACUUCGCCCUUCUUCAGAUUCCCUGUGGAACAGCCAGGGCAUGUUCCAAAAACCCUAGAAAAUAAAGAACAGUAUUUGUGUAACUCA
Molecule: messenger RNA, 6142 nt
Organism: Strigops habroptila (Kakapo)
Lineage: Eukaryota; Metazoa; Chordata; Aves; Psittaciformes; Psittacidae
Gene: SLC38A6
Product: solute carrier family 38 member 6
Exons: 16
Coding region: 48-1433 (461 amino acids)
Biological process (GO): L-glutamine transport; amino acid transmembrane transport
Molecular function (GO): L-glutamine transmembrane transporter activity
Source: RefSeq, a predicted model, not a curated record